Microthlaspi erraticum is the source of this 2307-nucleotide messenger RNA. Lineage: Eukaryota; Viridiplantae; Streptophyta; Magnoliopsida; Brassicales; Brassicaceae. The record is from the annotation of a GenBank genome assembly.
AUGUUGGUUCAGGAUCGUGUGGCUCCAAAGCCGCCAAAAUCUCGGAUCAAAGAACUCUCUCUUCACCAACACAGCCACCGAUUCUCUGAACCCAAAAACCUCGAUUUCUCGUCAUGGUUUUCCGAAAAUUUCUACAGAAUCGGUCUCCUCUUCCUCUUCGUCGUCACCGCCGCUGCUUUCUUCUUCCUCUACAACACCACCGACACAGCUUCCCUCAUUUGCUUCCAGUCCCAAUCAACUCAAUCGAUCCAAUCUCUCACUCGCCCUCAAAUCAACUGGAACUCGAUCCAAAUCCUCUCUGACAAAACCUCCCCGUACGCCAACUUCCGCACCGAGAAAUGGAUCGUCGUGUCGGUGACGAAUUACCCGACGGAGGAGCUCAAAGGUCUGACGAAGCUCAAAGGAUGGCAACUCCUAGCGAUCGGAAACUCUCAAACCCCUAAAGACUGGGAACUCAAAGGCUCGAUUUUCCUAUCUCUCGAAGCUCAAGCCGGUUUGAAUUACCGGAUCCUGGACCAUCUCCCUUACGACUCAUUCGUCCGGAAAACCGUCGGUUACUUGUUCGCGAUCCAGCACGGCGCGAAGAAGAUCUACGACGCGGACGAUCGCGGCCAAGUGAUCGACGGAGAUCUCGGGAAACAUUUCGACGUGGAGCUUGUAGGCGAGGACGCGAGGCAAGAGCCGAUCUUGCAGUACAGCCACGAAAACCCGAACCGAACCGUGGUGAACCCGUACAUCCAUUUCGGUCAGCGAUCGGUUUGGCCUAGAGGCUUGCCGUUAGAGAACGUAGGAGAGAUCAACCGCGAGGAGUAUUACACUGAGGUCUUCGGUGGCAAACAGUUUAUACAGCAAGGCGUCUCCAACGGUUUACCGGAUGUUGACUCUGUUUACUACUUCACGAGGAAGACGACUUUAGAGCCGUUCGAUAUCAGAUUCGAUGAGCAUUCUCCUAAAGUGGCCUUGCCUCAAGGUAUGAUGGUGCCUUUGAAUUCGUUUAACACGUUAUACCAUUCCUCUGCGUUUUGGGGUUUGAUGCUUCCUGUCUCGGUUAGCUCCAUGGCUUCUGAUGUGAUUAGAGGUUACUGGGGACAGAGGCUGUUAUGGGAGCUUGGUGGUUACGUCGCUGUUUAUCCGCCUACAGUUCACCGGUACGAUCGCGUCGAAGCUUACCCUUUUGCAGAGGAGAAGGAUCUCCACGUCAACGUGGGUCGUUUGAUCAAGUUCUUGCUCGCUUGGAGAUCGGAUAAGCAUAGGUUCUUCGAGACGAUUCUUGAUUUGAGCUUUGUUAUGGCUGAGCAAGGGUUUUGGAAUGAAGUGGAUGUGAAGUUCACAGCUGCUUGGCUUCAGGAUUUGCUUACUGUCGGGUACCAACAGCCUCGGUUGAUGUCGCUUGAGCUGGAUCGGCCGAGAGCAACGAUAGGGCAUGGAGACAGGAAAGAGUUUGUUCCGAGGAAGCUGCCUUCUGUUCACUUAGGAGUCGAGGAGAUUGGCACGGUGAGCUCUGAGAUUGGGGAUUUGAUCAAGUGGAGGAAGAGUUUCGGGAACAUCGUGCUUGUUAUGUUCUGUAAAGGACCUGUGGAGAGGACAGCUCUUGAGUGGAGACUACUUUACGGGAGAGUGUUCAAAACCGUUGUCAUUUUGUCCUCUCGUAAAAACUCUGAUCUUUACGUUGAAGAAGCUAAUCUCGAUCACAUCUACAAGUAUUUACCGAAGAUUUUUGAUCGGUACAGUAGCGGAGAUGGUUUUUUGUUCGUGGAAGACGAUACAAUACUGAAUUACUGGAAUUUAAUACAAGCCGACAAAACUAAGCUCUGGACUACGGACAAGGUUAGCGAGUCAUGGACAACGGUGAGAUCAGCUGGGAAUUCUGAUUGGUAUUCGGUUCAGGCGGAAUUGGUUAAGAAAAUUGUCGGUACAAUGCCGGUUAAUUUCCAAGUCAGUUACAAGGAGGCCACGAUGAAGAGCCAUGAGACAGUCUUGACGGUAUGCAGCUCAGAAGUAUUCUAUGUCCCAAGACGGUUCGUUGCUGACUUCACCGAUCUUGUGAAUCUCGUGGGCGAUAUGGAUUUGCAUUACAAAGUGGCUUUGCCUAUGUUCUUCCUGUCCAUGGAUUCGCCUCAGAAUUUUGACCCGGUUCUAGGUUCCAUGGUGUAUAAGAUGGAACCAGCUUUGUUGAACUCUUCAUUGAGUUUUUAUUCUGCGGAAACAGCUGCGGUUCAUCCUUGGAGCAUCUCGAGCGAACAAGAUUUCAUCAAAUUGGUACAAAAAAUGGCCAAAGGCGAUCCUCUUUUGAUGGAAUUGGUAUGA